AGUAUUGUUAUGCCUUGUAGGCUAAGUGGCUACAAAAGGCAAGCAAACAAGAAGAACCCGACAAACACGUUCUUUGGAGCAUCUUAUUUUUGUUAUCCGCAUACGUCUGACAAGUGGACCGUUGGUAAACAUGUUCAGACAAGCAACAAUGAGGGUCAAAUGUAUAACUUAAUAUCACUUUUUGGUAUUUCACCCAUCCCUGGUGAAGAAGGUGGGGAAUGCAGGCGUUCCAGAUGUGCGCGUAACCUACGCCCACGCGCAAGGACGUGUGCAUGCAACGUCAUUGAAGGGAAAGCGGAGCAGAAGAGCGAAACAUGGCGACAUCAAACAAUCCGCGGAAAUUUAGCGAGAAAAUCGCUUUACAUAAUCAGAAGCAGGCAGAGGAGACCGCAGCAUUCGAGGAAGUGAUGAAAGAUUUGAGUAUUACCCGAGCAGCGAGGUUACAGUUACAGAAGACCCAGUAUUUACAGCUGGGACAAAACCGUGGGCAGUACUAUGGCGGAUCAUUGCCAAAUGUCAAUCAGAUUGGAAAUGGCACCAUUGACAUGCCUUUUCAGACUCCCUUUCAAGGUUCAGGUGACACUAGCAGGACAACACGGCAUCAUGGAUUGGUUGACAGAGUUUACCGGGACAGAAACCGCAUCACGUCCCCACAUGGAAGGCCCCUCGACAAACAUGGACGCCAAAUUGAUAGCUGUCCAUAUGGUUCAGUGUAUCUGUCACCCCCACCUGACACCAGUUGGAGGAGGACUAACUCGGACUCUGCGUUGCAUCAGAGCACUUUGAACCCACAGGACAUUUUCGUGGGAGGCUCACAGGACAUGCAGCCGAAACGAGUGCUUAUGCUUCAUGUACCAAGGCCAGAAGACACAGAAUCAGAUAUGGACAAAGACGAACAGAAACAGAACUGGGAUGGUAAAAAGAAUGCUUCAUCAAGGUCCAAGGUCCCAGGAAUCAAUAUAUUCCCGUCUCCGGAUCAGGAUCUGACUGCGACACUGAUGCCAUCAGCCCACGACACGGGCGGUGGCUCCCUGCCUGAUUUGACCAACAUCCAGUUCCCCCCUCCGCUGCCCACCCCCCUGGACCCCGAAGACUCCACCCUCAGCGCCUCCAACAGCACGGGAAACCUGGCCCCCAGCAACUCACACAGUUUCGGUUCCACCAGCCAAGGACAGACCACCUCCCAGCAAGGCAGGCAGGAUAACAUGGUCAACCAGGACUCCCACCAGCACCACUCCCUACAGCUCUCCCCCACCCUGUCGCCUCCGCUCACCCUCGCCCAGGCGGAGACCAUAGAUGCCAUGACUCUGGAAGCGCAGUUGUCCCAGUAUGCGUUCUUCAGCCAGUCCUCCUCUCAGCAGCAGCAACAGCAGCAGACCACUCAAGGACUGACCAGGCUGGUUCAGCUCCCCUCCCCUCUGAACACCUCCUCCAUCCAGACACAGAACUCCAUGGAUAUGAACUCGGGCUCUUUCCCCCAACAGUACCGCAGUAGGGCUGGGUCUUCAGCCAAUCAGUCUCCAACCUCUCCAGUCUCCAAUCAAGGCUUCUCACCUGGAGGCUCGCCUCAACACAACUCCAUAUUGGGCAGUGUAUUUGCAGACUUCUAUGACCAGCAACUGGCAUCCAGACAGACCAGUGCUCUCUCCCAACAGCUGGAGCAGUUCAACAUGAUCGACAGCAAUAGUCUGUACGGCCAGGGUUCAACCCUCAGCUACUCCCAAGCAGCGAUGAUGGGUUUGACGGGAAGCCACGGCAACCUGCAAGACUCCCAGCAGCUGGGCUACAGUAGCCAUGGCAACAUCCCCAACAUCAUUCUCACAGCCACAGGAGAGUCUCCACCCAGAUUGUCCAAGGGGUUGUCUUCUAGCUCUCUGUCAGCUGACAUCAGCUUCGAUGCGGACUCUCAGUUUCCCCUAGACGAGCUGAAGAUCGACCCGCUGACCCUAGACGGGCUGCACAUGCUCAAUGACCCUGACAUGGUCCUCACUGACCCUGCCACUGAAGACGCCUUUCGGAUUGACCGGCUGUAGAGCUGCUGCCAAAGUCACCGACUAUGUUGGUGAAACCCGGCCUGAGGUGUUGAGGGCUUGUGUCUGAGGGGAGAGGGCUACUAUUGGGGUGUGGGAGCCCAAGGCGAGGCCCCAGCUGUGAAGUGUGUUCAUCCCACCUCCCUUCACCAGCAGCCCCUUUCUAAGAGCUAUGGGAUAGUGUGGUAGUAGGGAAAUUAGUUUGUCAAGAAAUGGUCGACACAAUUUGCUUUCCCUCUUCAGAAUGGGAAAGAUUGAUGGCAACAUUGUCAUGUCUGGUGGAUAUUGAGCUUAUGGUCCUGCUGUGACUAGUUUGUGCUUACCAUUCUUCAUCCCUUAACUUUUUUCUUUUUUUUUACACAUGCAUCCUGCUGGCCUUUCUGUUGGAUGCUUUGGUUUUUGUAAAGAAGGAAAACAGUAGGGGCUACAACACUACAUUGCUCUUGCCUCCCAUUUGAAGACAUUAACUGAUUCAAAUCAUGUCUGUAGGGGAAACUGUUUAUCUUUCUCUCACCUGCCAUUAGCAUGUCUUAGCUCAUAUAAUCACUCAUCUGCUUUUCAGAACCGCCCUCUCAUGGUAAAUCUUGCCAGUCACAUUUCGGUCAAUGCCCUUAACCUCGCUGUCUAACUCACACUAGUUGUAUUUAUUGGUGCUCUGAUUUUUGCCCCGAAGUUGACCAGUAUUUUACUUUAGGUUCCCUUCCGAACUUGUCAUUUUAAUUUCAAUCCAUCAAUUUUGUACAACAUGUUUUAGUGCUGGUCAUCAUCUAAGAGGUUUACUUAGUUGAACAACUAGGAGUUAUAACCCUCCCCUUUAGCUUAUGAUUUUCCAGGGCAGCUGAAGUAAAACCUAAAUUCCAGUUUAACAAACCUUGAAAAAUCGCUCGGAAUCCUGUUUGUAGAUAUAAAAUAAAAAAAGGAUGUCAGCCUAGUGUCACUUUGGCAAUUUAUCCAUGAAAUGACAUUUCAGCUGUAAUAUGCCACCAAUGGUAGCUGGUUUUCACAGUGAACGAAUCACUGUGAGUGAUAAGAUUCUGCCUUAUAAGAGUACAUGAUAUGGAAGACUAUCAUCUCAACUCUCCUUUUAAAAAAUGCAGGUUGUUGUGCAACUUGUUUAGACUCUUAAGUAGUGAAGUGUAAACUUUUAUCAAGCAUCACCGUUUCUUUUCUGAUGGCCUGAAUCAAAUUUGCACUAGUGUGAGAAGAGGACCAAGUUGAGCACAACUCGGGGAGGUUUAUCACAACUUACGUUGUUCUCCACUGCUUUUCACUUGUUACCAUUUUGCUUUUCAUAUUUGAGGUGGUACUGUAUUUCACUUGUCAGCCAAAUAGAAAUGGACAGAAAGAGCCGAGGUAUCACAUUUCUGAUGCCCUUGUAGUUGUGCAUUAGAUGUUGUGCAUUAGAUGUUUUAUUUCAAAUAAUUGCUUGAUCACUCAGUAUGGGUACAUCUCCGUUGGGUGUAGUCAACAAGGAACUCCUAUGACACAACGUCUGUCAUAGACUACAGCGACCGCCAAUACGGGGGAACCCCUCUCCUUUAUAAGGCGCUGUCGCUCCCUCCUGCCUCACUUUUCAUUCUUCCUUACGAUGUCGUAAUACUGUUAAUAUACUCUCCUCAGCAUUGACUUGGACUACUGUUUCCUGCUGAACUGUUGAUAGGUGAACCCGUGUGGUUCGCGGUUGAGUGUAGGAAUCUAGCUUUUUGUCGUGUGUUUAGCUUUUUACCCGAAAGUAACAUUUCCUCUGUCUCUGGCUAGCUAGCGUCACACAGCUAGUUCUACCCUACCAGCGCACCUAGCUACCACUUCCUGCUGCUUAUUCCCAAUGAUGUGGAGGAAGGAAGAAACUUGGCUUGGUCCUGCUUCAGGUGAAUUUAACCCAGCUAGCUCACAAAGAAUGCACCUUCUCUUCAGCUAGCAGUGUGCUAGCACCAGCUAGGUUACUAACCCUUUGGGUGAAAACCAGCUUCCUAUGCCAGGACUAGCUAGCUACACAGCUAAGUGUCGGCGAGCACACGACUAGAGCUCUCUCUUGGCGUAGGCAGGAGGAAGGGAUGCUACCUAACUUUCCAGCGGCCUUGCUGACCAGGUUGACCGAUCUUGCCUAUAGGUACUGCGGUCUUGGGAGAUUCUCUAGCCUAUAGAGCAACGCUCAGCGUGCCACCCUAGGCUUGUAGCUCACUCCAACAGUGAGCUACACUCAACACUGGCUCUCUUUCCAGUGUGCUUGCAAUAGCUAGGCAACUAACCCACAAGGUGAACUCCAGCUAGCUACCGACAGGACUUCUAGCUACACAGCUAAGCAUCAGCAGCACACACACAGCCCCAGGGUUUUCCUGUCGAACGCUAGCUAGCUAAAGCCAGGACUAGCUCCAUAGCUAACGUCGGCCAGUACAUGCUCAGAGCUAGCUCCCUCUGCAAGCUCUUGCUACCUACACUGGGUAGCAUUAUUUCCCCCCGCUGGAUACACUGACCGGUCUUGCCUCUCGGUACUGCAGUCGUGGGAUAUUUUCAGCCUGUAGAGAGUCAACCUCUCAAGCUAACAGAGUGCUAACUACAGCUAGGCAUUUAGCCCACCGGGCUACUACUAGCUAGCUGAACUGUAAGUACUCCAUGGUCAGGCAGGCUUUGAGUAACAUGUAUAACCCGGCUGACAAAACAAUUUCUUCCGGAGUUAUGGCUACUGUAUUUUCUUGUACUGGGCGAACUAAGCCAUGCACUCAAAUUCCUGGAAUUACUAGCUAGUUAUUGCUAAAACUGACCGUUUACACCGCACAGUACUAUGGUCAAAAGAGGCUUUCCAGACCGAAGAGUAACACAGCUCUUCUCAGCUAGCAUGGUGCUAGCUAUAGCCAGAAGAGUAAGGCACUGGGUGAACACUGGCUAGCUAAUACCAAUUAUGAGAACCUCAUGGCUUAACGUCGUCUAGCAAACGAUUAACCCGGGUAACAUGCCCAGGCAGCUCUCGACCACCCUGAUUACUGCAAGUAUUGUAUGGCAUGAACCGAGAACCGGUCAAUGCUAGCUUAAGUUAUCCUACCAGCCAUCCCGACAAACACCAACUAGCUAGCUAACUACCGCCUGGAUAUUACUAGCCUAACCCUCAUACAUACUUAGUCUAGCACCCAGUUUCUUUGUACUUACUGUUUGAACUGGUCCCAAUUCUAUGAUCCGGUCCACAAGAUGGCAAAGACAGGCUAGCUGAUGCUAGUUGUAACCGGCACAAGUGCCCUCCAAGCUAAGCUCUCCCCUUGGUUCAGGUUCAAGCUGAGGCUGGGCGGGUAGAAUUCAGUCACCAACAAGCACUGUCCCCACCUGAUGCUUACAGCACCUCACCUCCAGAAAUAUAUUGCUCUUUGUCCCACUUGCCAAAGUGCCACAGAGCCUGUUUUUUUUUCUAUAAAUCAAAAUCAAAUCAAAAUUCGUCGCGCACACUCUCUUUUGCAAUGUUAUCGCAGUUGCAGCGAAAUGCUUAUGUUUCUAGCUCCAACAAUGCAGAAAUAUCUAGCAAUACAAUAACAAUGCACACAUAAUCCAAAAGUUAAAAGAAAUUAAGACCACAGAAUUAGCAUUAUCAGAACGAGCAAUGUCAAAGUUCAGAAUAUAAAUAAUCAUUCACAGGAAGAUGGGAAUGGACAUGGGGAUGAAAGGUAGUGGAAUGGUAGUGGUUGAGAGACAGAGGUAAUGAAUACACUGUACACUACUUUAACUGAUAGCACAAGUAGAGCAACAAGACUAUUAAAGGGAAGGAUGAAAAUGUAUAUGCUACCUGCACAUAUGACAAUACAGUUAUACACAAAGACAGCAUACAACAAUAGUAACAACUAACUAUUAAGAACAAUAUAUAGAUGUCACACAACUCACUUUGGGCACGCACAAAAUCCCACAAGUCCAGAGAUAUGAGUGAGUCCAGUUGUUGAUGGGCAGAGACAGACUGUUUCUCUCUGCCACUUGAGGGAGACUGCAAGUAUUGUGUGACCUGCAGUCAAGAGGAUAGGCAUAUAUCCGGCCCCCUAGUAACCUCCCUAGCAACCUAUCAGGGCAAAGGUCACACAGGUUAGAGAGGCAGGUUUAUGGUGUAGUUGUACCAUGGGGUGAUACAGCCUGACAGAAUGCGCUCAAUGGUGCAUCUGUAGAAGUUUGUGGGUAUCCGGGGCCAAGCCAAAUUUAUUCCGCCUCCUGAGGUUGGAGAGGCUCUGUUGCGUCUUCUUCACCAUGCUGUCGGUGUUAAGGGACCAUUUUAGUUCCUCAGUGAUGUGCACACAGAGGGACUUGAAGCUUUUGACCCUCUCCACUGCGACCCAGUUGAUGUGGGUGGGGGUGUGCUGUCUCAGCUGUCUAGUGAUGAGCAUAGAGGGCACUAUGCUGUGGAAGGCUGAGCUGUAGUCAGUGACCAGCAUUCUUACCUGCGUAUUCCUCUUGUUCAGGUGGGAUAGGGCGGUGUGCAAUGGCGAUUGUGUCGUUCGUGGAUCUGUUGGGGUGGGUCUAAGGUGAUUAUGAUCCUUAGAGUGACGCUCUUUAACGCUGCCAGUGGGGACGGCCUAGAGGCCAGCAGCAGAGAGAAACGGCACAGCUCACAUAUGUCUGGCCCUGCCCCCAUUUGGCAGAAGAUGAUUUCCUGCAUAACGAAGGAGGGGUGCCUCUGCUUUUCUAGUGCCCUAUCCUCUAUGCAGCAACCCAUCGUUUCGUACCCACGAGGAGGGAGGGGGCCCACUCAUUACUCAACAUGCAGUACCCGUAGGAAAGAGGGCCCCCAAACUCCUGUAACCCCCGCCAACUCGGCCCACGUGGCAGCCCGCUGGGUCCUGCAUCAAAAAGCCACGUGGGGAUGUUUAGAAGGGGACAACGGAUAAGCCAUAAGGAACUCGGGUCCCUGGCUACGCAGCCGACUGUCCAUACACAGGCGAAGCCCCAGAACCAGAGCAAGCCUGGAGGUUAACAAUCCUUCGAUGCAGUCACAGCAACAUUCCACCCUCCUAAAGCCCCCUGGUGGCCAGGAUGGCCAGUGACUCUAUUUUGUUCAAACCCAUGUAGACACACUAGAAGCUCCCUGCCCUACCCUCUCUCCAGUUCAGUGUAGACUUAUGUCCCCACCCUGUGGUAUGAGAGAAAUGCUACUACGUUUGUUCUACCCAUCUACUACACAGGAACUUGUCUUUGGCCUCGUUAACAGUGAGAUCCGCACCUCGCCCCCCGAGUGCUGCCCCAUUCAUAGCUCUCCCCACUAUGUUGUUCCAGCCAGGGCCAGAAGACGAUGUGUUCGCUCUCCCUCCAUACUGCUUAGGUCAGAAAGGAGCAGGACGGCAGUACACCAGUUGCCAUCAAGCGCCAUCCCCGUGCACUACCCCUCUUUUAUAACCUUUUUCUGUUACAUCCAGGCCCCUCGCUAACAGCACAGAGCUAAUUUAUUAUAAUGAAAGAGUUGACACCUCGUUUGCGCUGCUAGAGGGCAUCCUUGCCUCAGGCGAACGACGGUCUCGGCACCUAUAGCAUGCACCCCUACUGGCUGGGAAAGAUUGUUGCACAUGCACAGUCUCCCCCGGGUGAUGUACAGGGUUGCUUAGGAACGGCAGGCAUCAGCCCCGAUGUCUUCGCUUUUCGGUGGCUUUCGGGAAUUCGUCUCUAUUGCCACAUCCUUUUAUUAGAGCCAGGGAACAUGGUGUAUUUGCUUCUUGGUUUUUGAAAAAGGAGGAGGGGAGCAGGUGUUGUCGGACUAGGCCCCGGACAGCUAUCCUUUAAGCCUGCAGUGCUAUUCUGCCUCUUCCUUGUACUUUGCAUUUGAGCUACUACCUGCUUUGUUCUCCUUCAUAGGAAAACAAGCAAUAAGGAGGGUGCAGCAGAGGGGCUGCUCAGAUUAGGGAUGUGACAAAUUGGAGGGGAAAAAAUCAUACAGUUUAAAUGCCCAUUUUUUUGUGAUUGUCUGUUUAAAAACAAUAAGAAAAAAUGCAUACAUUCCAUGUGUAUUCACAAUGCAGCUGCGCAAUGGUUUGGGUCUCGAGGUGCGUCCCUUUCAGAUGGUUAAGCAUUGCACCUCUACUAACAUUGCUGUACCUCAAUACAUUGCUGUACCUCAAUUCCUCCUCCCAAAUGUUGAAUUUCCUUCUCAUUUAUCUUCUCAAGGUAUUGCCAUACAGGACUUGGUUGCUGUCGCUUGUCUUUCUGACAUUUUUCCAACUGUUGAUGGUGACGAUGAUGUAGUGGUGGAGAGUCGACUCUAGAAUGGUUGAUUCUAUGACUCCUUGAGUGUCGACUCCCAUUUCUGAGUGUCGAGAUUCGAUUCAGUAAUUUCUGGAACUGAGGAGACUGAUUAGUUGCUGUACUUCCGAGAACACAAACACUUGCAUCUUUCAUAGAGGGCUAGCGAGCGAUGGAGAGAGAGGGGACGGGUUAUAGUAGGCAGGUACGAAUCCCUUGGGCUGGUCACUAAAGUUCUCCAUCUACUUAGUUAACUGUCCUUCAACGUAAUUUCCAUCCUAUCCUACUAUAGAAGGAUUUGACUGCAUUGACGACUCGCAACUGCUAGGGCACAUUUGCCAUUUUCAUCUGGCAGACUGGUUCCCAGACUGUUAGAGACAGCAGGCACGCUUCACCAUUGCUGCUAGCUAAAGCCAUAGCACCGUUGUGCAUCAUGCACAUCCUACACCACUGACCCGGGCUGGCCUCCAUGACCUGCUGUUCGUUACAUUGGUGCUAGAUAUGGGAUGGUUACCAAGGCACCAUUUGAACACAACUUGCGUGUGUUUCCUAAGCUUAUGCCUCGGUGGCAGAUCGCCCUGCUCUGUUCCUCUGUAUUGCACUCUUAAAACCGAGACUGAUUCAGACGUCUAGCCUCCACACUGUUGGUAGGCCUGGCUGUCACCAGAUGGUAUACAUGGGUGCUGGAGCAAUAUGACGAGGGAAGCCUCCCUCUAGCAGUGCGCUAAGGAGGGAUUGUGAUACACGCACCAACAUCUCCAGCCCUAUGGCCCUGUUUUGGGCCCUGCCGUUCACUUGGGUUCCAGUACAGCAGCCGCAGGCAGGCGGACUUCGCCUACGACCAGUGACCAAACAGAUAGUCCCACCCUGGAACAUCUAGGGUGCUUGAGAGUAAUUUUCACAGCUGCUGGAAAGCGUGGAAAUUAGUUUUUCUCAUUUAAUACCGCUUUAAUUGGCCAUUUGUAUCCACAAAGCGGGUGAGUGAGCUGCACACACUGUCAGUUUCACCACUAGUGCUUGUUCCUUGCCCUGGGGUUAUCCACGGUUAUUUCAACAUAAAUCAUUUUUUUUGUGCUUAAAGAUUAGUAGGGCUUCUAUCACCUCUCUUUAGAGCCGUUGGCUUUUCACCCACCACUUAUUUCUCCAUGGAGGAAUAUUGUUUCCACUGCUUGUGCUCCACAUAUUUUGUGCUUCUACGUGGACAGGAUGAGAGCCUUGAAAGGACUUCCCUAAUGUAGGGAGACCCAUUUCUCGACCAGGCAUUUAUCCUUUGGAUAAGUGGAGGCUAUUAUAAGGCAUAUAAUAGCAAGGGGUGACUACCUCUGGAGGGCAUCAGAGCUCAUUCCACCAGAGGUGUGGCUGUGUCACAGGCAUGGUUUAAGAAGGUAUCUCUCUGUUCAGAGAUAUUUCUGGGAUAUUAUUCCUCCAUAAAUUUUACCGAUCUCACCGGCACGUGUGCUUCGAGUCAGCACAUCUGAGAGUUGAUUCUGUCUAGACUACCUGGAGAGUGUACGAGCCCUACAGGAGUUGGCUAAAUCCCAUACUGAGUGAUCGAACGAUUAUUUGAAAUAGAAUGUGAAGUUACUUAAUCCUGGUUUUAUGAUAAUGACUGUCACUUAGCUCGUUGCCCUUCACACAAGCUGCGUAUGGAAGAACGUAUACUUGUACAAGUAAUGCAGGAGGGGGCGUCAGCGCCUUAUAAUGGAGUGGAGUCUAUUGGCUGUCGCUCCUGUCUGUCUACGACAGAUGUUGUGUGAUAGGAGUUCCUUAUUGACUACGACCAAUGGAGACAUACCCAUACAUACGGAGUGACCUCACUCAUCUUAUCCUAGAACCGUGAUUACACUAAGUAACCUUACAUUUCGCUCCCUGGUAAUUGAUGUUUUGUUUAAAUGAGUUGUCUUUUUUGAAAUUGGAUUUUGCUUAUGGUAUCUAUGCAGAACAAAUUAAUUGAUUGAAGACAGAGUUAUUAGCAAUCUAAUAGGCAUAAGCAAGUACCUAAACUAAGUACCUACCAUGCUUAUUUGUACGGUACCAUUUUUAUAGCUUUUUCAGCAAAGAAAAUAAGCAUUUUGACAUGUUUCAUUCGCUACUUUUUGUUGAACAUUUUAGUUUGGGUCUUCCACUUCACAGAUGAGAAUGCAAAUGAUAUAUUCUGCAUGUUGGCUUUGGCAGAAACGGUAAAAAAGCAUGACAAAAGAGAAACUUGAGGAUUACGCUGCAUAUAUAAGAACAUUAACCCCUAUAUGUGACUCCCAUGGAUGUGUCUGAGGUUGAUUAUUUUUACUGCUGAAAGUUGAUGAUUUCAUGAUUCAACUGCCUCUAUUAGAACAGCAUGUCUGCCACCAGAAUGUAUUUCAUCACAUCGCCAUAGAGUACUAUCAUAAUCUCAACAUCUUCAUAUGAACCUCAGCAUCGACCACAUUGUUUUUGAUGACACCCUUACAUCAUACUCUAGGUGUUUCACUUCAAAAUCCAAGGGACGUGGCAUGCGAUUUGGAGUUUGGUUCAGUACUGUUAAUGUCUCUCUCAUAUUGAAUAUUUGUGUGUGUGUGUGUGUGUGUACUUGUCAAUCGUUUCCCACUCAUUGUCAUUGGAAAAGUCCAUCAGUUUGCCCACCAGCUUUUCUGGAUGUAUAGUGUCAGAAUUUCAGUGAUGUUGUAGAUGUCGGCUAUACAGUUUACCUGUUAGUAGUCAAUGUCAAGUGAGCUUUUCUUGUGAGUAAUUCCCUUUGGAUGUAGCCAUGACAUUAUCCAGAAUUUUUUUUUUUUUUGCACUUUACUUACAACUUUAGAACAUUGAACCCUGGUAUUUGUUUCACCCCCCUCUGAGUGACUGUUAUGUGCACUGGACUUGUUUUCCCCUGUAUUCGGUCAAACUUGCCUUCUUGUUAAAAAAAAAAAAGUAUUUUUGAAAAGCAUAUGUGUAUUGUCUAUAAAAGAGGUGAUUUUUAUAAACUUUGUAUUUUUGGAUAGAAAUUAGAUUUCUCACUGAGCAACAGAUACAGCUGGACAUGUUUUCAAGCUACAUAGCUUUGAGUAUAAUUCAUGCAGGGAGAAGUAAGCAUGAAAUAGGGAAGCCAUUGGUUGUACCACCAUUGAUGCAUCAAGGGGUGCUGUGGUAAAUCACACUUUAAUAUUACAAUUUGUCAUGGACAGGAGUAAGAACAGUCAUCUUGUUGUGCAAAGAGUAUACAAACAACCCCCAUUAUUAUCAUAGAAUAUACACUAUUUAACUGUGUAAUUUGCUAGCCACAGAACCAGGUGUGUAAAUUCACCUGAAAGAAAUACCACUUGUGGUGCGAUUAUGUCAAGAUGGGGUCACCUGUGGAGAAAUGAGGGAAUCCUUUCAAAGCCUGGUUUUGGUUUUCUUUUCUUUUUGCAGGACGUAACAUAUCAUUGUGCACAAUUUUCAGUGACCCGUUUUGGCUUGUGAGCACUACUUUCUAAACUACUGGCUGAAAUUAUACUAAACUUUUAUAACGCAUCUUUAAUGUGCAGCUCAUACAGUAGCAGAAAGCAUAAUGCAUUGUGAGUGCACACAAAUUAUGGUGACUUUGUGCUAUGUUGGAGUUUGUUAUUUGAAAGUUAACUAAAUGCUUGUCUCAUAUGUUGGUGAAUCCUCUUGUUCCAUCAUAUUUCACUAUGUUCACAGUUAAUACAUGCAGCAUCACCAUUUACCAUAGAUACAAGGGAGUUCCUUAAAUGAUCUGUUGAUUCAGUGUCAGCUGGUCAAGCAUGCAAAACAUUAUCGGUUAUAGAUCUGAAAAUGAGAACUGUUUUGAAUUCAAUGUCGUCUUCUGAUGUUUAGCACUUGGUUUUUGUUUUUGUGACACUUUACUUUUACAUACUUAUUUGUUUUCUUCCGCUCGCUCUAGUACUUAAACAACUUAAGCUAUUAAGACGAAACCAAUUUCCAAAUGUGAAGACUGCCCCAACUUAUAUUGCUUUUGAAAAUAUUUGUGAUAUUAUUUAUACCUGAAUUAAAUACAUUUGCAUAAAAUAAAUUGCCAACAGUAACUCUUAAACCAUUAAAGCUAGAGUUACUAAAUCAACUUUCACAUGUUCACGUGAUUUAUGGUUGAAGAGUUACUGUUGGUGAUUUAUUUUAUGCAAAUGUGUAUAUAUUCCAAUUCUUUAGGAACUUAGUUUAACUAACUAUAUACAAUUGCAUCAAAUAAAAUGCACACCACAUUUUCUUCAGGAAAUAUACUUUUCUAGUUUAGCUUGAUUUUUAUUUUUUGUUUUUUUUAAUGCAAAAUAUUAAUUGUAGACUAAGGAAGAAAAGUGGAAUAGACCUUUGUUUAAAUGUGGUUUAAUGUUAUGUUUUCCUUGUUUGGUAAAUUGUUUUUGUUUUUGAUUCGAACAGUGGCAAGGCCUCACACACAAACUGGAUUGUCAAUCCAAAAGCAACAGAUUUUUAUCAGCCUUUUAUGCACAUGUAGAUGCAAUUUGUUGGUACGUACUUAUACAUUUGAUCUUAUGAGCUAGAGAUGAUGCCCACUGAAGUCUAUUAUUUUUGUUGAGUGCGUAGACUGGCUGUUUAUAUUGCUUUUCGGUAUAAAUGUUUUUGUGAUAUGUCAAAAGUGAAAAUUGUUGUUAUAUGCACUGAGAGUAAUGUGCUGCACUAUGUCAUUGUGGCUCUGUUCUUCUGUUCUGUCUUUCUGACUUAGAAGUAUCGGUUAAUCUAAAGUUUUUCAGACUGAUCCAAACUCCAAAUUGCUCCCUGUGUUUUUACAAUCAGUUGUUGUCUUUUCUUUAAAACAAUGUUUUCUGUGUUUAUGUAGUAAAUCUGACUGAUUUGAUACGUCUAUUAUUACUGCCACCAUUUUUGCACUAAUAUUCAGCUAUUCUAAUGGUUUACACUCAAACGUUUACAGAAGCAACCGUUUACAAAGAAUGGAGCAAGUUUUGAUGUUUUUUUGUGUGUGUAGGUUCAUGUAAUUGAUAUAAAUAAGGAGGAAUUUGGGGAAUAUAAACUGGACCCUUGCCACCCACACAAGAUACUGUAAACCCAUUAGCUUCCCUUUUGACACCAGACAGGUAUUACAUAGCCAAACAUGGCCAUCUCAAAGUUUUAACUGUCUGGCAAUUGACAGCUUCCCUUAAGUCAUGGCUGUGACAAUGGAGCUGUCCAAUUCUGAAACUAACAGAGAUCCAGGCUAAAUAGUUGCAAAGGAUAGGGAAAAUAACAACUAUAUUUACCAGUUUUUAGAAGAUAUAAAGUUGUAUAUACUUCCAAUAAUAUAAAUAUAUAGAAAUGUGAUUUGUAUGUUCCCUUUUACAGAGAGUGAGUGUGUAAGUGAUGGCUAUGUGCUAAGUUGUUUUGAGUGAAUGGAAAAGUCAGCCGUUGCUUUCUCUCACAGGCUAUGAACCAGCGUUUCCCAAACUCCGUCUCCGGCACUUUUUUUUUUUUUCCCCUAGCACUACACAGCUGAUUAAAAUCAACUAAUCAUCCAGCUUUAAUUAUUUGAAUCAGCUGUGUAGUGCUACGGCAAAAAAAAAACGAAACGCUGCUGUAAGCCGUUAAAUGUGCGAGUUGCUAUUUUACCUUCAUUCCCCUGUGUUGUCAGAUGAGUUAUCAUACUAUUGUUGGUUUUUUACAACGGGUGAACCAUUAAGGAAACCGAAGUUCAUAAAUCAUCCCUUUAACUCUUGUUUAAUGUUCAAGUGAUGCACUUGUUUAGAGCACUUUUUCUGUCAUUUACUAAAAUGUGUUUCUGUCAAAGUUUUAGAGUUAAAUACUCCACUUUCCCACUGUAUCUCCAAGUUUUAGUUUUGUUAGAUUUGAGAAUUACAUCCAUUUAUAACAGUGCACUUGUCUAUGAAUUGUUUACAUUUAGAAAAGGAGAAUAUUUAUGAGGAAACCACAAUCUGCUUUAUCUUAACAGUUUGUUUCUUGCUGCAUAACCUACCGCGUAAAGAUUGACAUGUGACUGACUUUUCCUGCUUGAUACCUUGAAGUAACUCUGUGUUUAUCCUACAUUCAUUUAACGGUGGCGGACCGCUGCUGCUAAAUCGUUGACGACAAGGCAACAUUUUUUGCUUUUCGGGAUGGUAAUGUUUUAAGUGUAAACUUAAAUGACCAAAACCAGAUAGAAAGGUCAUGAGGCUAUAUAUUUUUAAAUUAGAUCAUCUUUGAAAACUAACACCAAAAUAAAAACUAGACAGUCAGGGAGAAUCUAAAAUUCCAAAAAUGGCAUGGGGCCCCCAUUCAUUUUGUUAUACUAUCUGAGUGACUCAUAUUAUAAGAACAUGGCAUAAGUCAUGGUAAAAUGUGUAGAAUUGCAGUAAAUUAGCUUUAAAGCGGCAAUUUUCUCUGUGGCCAAGUAGAGGGCCUUAAAAAACCCACCCACCUCCCCCGAUAAUGUUGCCACCGCUGCUGAAAAUAAUCCUAGCGGAAGCACUUAGAAACUCUUUCUCCAUGGUAAUGAAUGACAAAAUAACCCCUAAUGACUCAAAAAGGCUUGAUGUGAUAACUGACUUGCCUAGUUAAAUAAAAGUUUAAAAUGUGUGUGUGUAUAAUAUAUAUAUAUAUAAAUUUAACCAUGUGACUAAGACCUGCUCACCCAAAGCAUCUCCCGUAAGCUCUGACGAAGGCCGUGAGGCUGAUACCUAAAGCUUAUUAAAGAUCAGUGUUACUAUCAAGAGCAGUGUGUGGUUUCCUUUCUCCUUCAUCUCCAGUAGGAUAAAAUGCAGAUCUCAAUAUCAGAAUAUAAAUGUUUAAUUGGUUAGAGGCAAUACAUGUUGAAAGGGUAAACGAAUCAGACAGACCGUAAUUGUUUGAUCAUUCAAUAGUUCCCACAAAAAGACAUGUGCAUUUAAUGGGGGAUGACCCACUCUAGUGGUCCUUUCUUCAUACAACGGCAGCUAAAUUGUAAUAUAAUGUAUUUUCCUUUAGAGUACGAUUUACUUGAACGUUGCACAUGCAUUUGACUGCAAUGUCUGGAGACUACACCUUCUGUACUCACAGCAACAGGACACAGUUAUGCUCAUCAAAUAUGCAAAUCCUAGCAUUCAGCAGCAGUUUGGCAAUCCUGUACUUUUGUUGAGCUGGCCCUUUUUAAAAUGAAUGGAUCAACUCUUGUUCUCUAAAUUGUGCUUUUAUAUAAAAGGGAGAAAGCAGGCCAAAAAAAAUCAAGUUGGCUAUAUUAUGUGCUAAAUAACGGAUGUUAAGCUUCUACUCAAAUCGUACCUAAUGUAUUUUUCUUGUGUGAAGGCUUCUGUCUUAGUAUCUUCGCAUUACUAUUUGUAAAUGAAAUGACAUUAAAUAAAAAUCAAAGCAUAUCAAUGUGA
Molecule: messenger RNA, 15520 nt
Organism: Oncorhynchus tshawytscha (Chinook salmon)
Lineage: Eukaryota; Metazoa; Chordata; Actinopteri; Salmoniformes; Salmonidae
Gene: crtc1a
Product: CREB regulated transcription coactivator 1a
Exons: 14
Coding region: 315-2033 (572 amino acids)
Biological process (GO): protein homotetramerization; positive regulation of transcription by RNA polymerase II
Cellular component (GO): cytoplasm; nucleus
Molecular function (GO): cAMP response element binding protein binding
Source: RefSeq, a predicted model, not a curated record